Messenger RNA from Cutaneotrichosporon cavernicola, 456 nucleotides. RefSeq lists its product as uncharacterized. NCBI's taxonomy places the organism in Eukaryota, Fungi, Basidiomycota, Tremellomycetes, Trichosporonales, Trichosporonaceae. The record is from RefSeq and is a predicted model, not a curated record. Bases 1 to 456 code for a protein of 151 amino acids. The transcript has 2 exons.
AUGCUCAUUCUAAUUCUAUCCCUCCUAGCACCAGUACUGGCAAGCACCCUCAGCCCAAAGUCGGCGCCCCACCUCUGCCUCUCACAGAGUGGCGAACCGGGCUCGGCGCCCCUCUCUCUUUUAAAUUGCAAGGACGCCGGCGCGUGGCGCCGCGACGACUGUGCUUUCCUGUGGCAACGGGACGAGACGUGGUGUCUCGGUGCUGGGCUGAAACAAAUCCACCCAUACCUCGACUACCGCGCUUGCGACGGCGACAACACCGAGGUGUACCGGUGCAACACGGCGGGCAUUGGGUGGUUCCCAGAUGAGACGGGACAGGUGCGGGCGUCGGAUGCGGCGUUCUGCCUCGAUGUGAGAGAUGGCAAGUUUGAGCUUGGGGCUCGAGUGCAGAUUUGGUCAUGCCACGAGGUUGGCCAUAAGGACUUUGGGAGCCAACAGUGGGUCAUUUCCGAGUAG